Messenger RNA from Drosophila willistoni, 2253 nucleotides. RefSeq lists its product as uncharacterized. The record is from RefSeq and is a predicted model, not a curated record. Lineage: Eukaryota; Metazoa; Arthropoda; Insecta; Diptera; Drosophilidae. Bases 1 to 2253 code for a protein of 750 amino acids. The transcript has 8 exons.
AUGGACCAUGCAUUUAUUGUUUUCAAACCGUAUUUGAUCCCACUAAACAUUUGUCGUAUAAAUCAUGGAUUUGUGCAUUCAUGUCCCGAGUUAUUGAAGAAUGCGGUUGGCAAGGAUUUGAUAACUUGGCUGCCGAAUCAUACUCCUUGCAGAAAUCUGUUUGCAGCCAUUCGUGAAGUUGUUGCUAGACCACAGAAUAUCUUUGAAUACAUUACAACUACAAACAAUUGGUGCAUUCCCAUCGAACUUAGUAACGUUGUAUUGGCCAGUAAUCAUUGCCAGGCAUAUUUCCUGAGCGUACUUUAUCUGGAACUGUGGGCCUGUUCCAUCAAACCGUAUUUGAUCCCACUAAACAUUUGUCGUAUAAAUCAUGGAUUUGUGCAUUCAUGUCCCGAGUUAUUGAAGAAUGCGGUUGGCAAGGAUUUGAUAACUUGGCUGCCGAAUCAUACUCCUUGCAGAAAUCUGUUUGCAGCCAUUCGUGAAGUUGUUGCUAGACCACAGAAUAUCUUUGAAUACAUUACAACUACAAACAAUUGGUGCAUUCCCAUCGAACUUAGUAACGUUGUAUUGGCCAGUAAUCAUUGCCAGGCAUAUUUCCUGAGCGUACUUUAUCUGGAACUGUGGGCCUGUUCCAUCAAACCGUAUUUGAUCCCACUAAACAUUUGUCGUAUAAAUCAUGGAUUUGUGCAUUCAUGUCCCGAGUUAUUGAAGAAUGCGGUUGGCAAGGAUUUGAUAACUUGGCUGCCGAAUCAUACUCCUUGCAGAAAUCUGUUUGCAGCCAUUCGUGAAGUUGUUGCUAGACCACAGAAUAUCUUUGAAUACAUUACAACUACAAACAAUUGGUGCAUUCCCAUCGAACUUAGUAACGUUGUAUUGGCCAGUAAUCAUUGCCAGGCAUAUUUCCUGAGCGUACUUUAUCUGGAACUGUGGGCCUGUUCCAUCAAACCGUAUUUGAUCCCACUAAACAUUUGUCGUAUAAAUCAUGGAUUUGUGCAUUCAUGUCCCGAGUUAUUGAAGAAUGCGGUUGGCAAGGAUUUGAUAACUUGGCUGCCGAAUCAUACUCCUUGCAGAAAUCUGUUUGCAGCCAUUCGUGAAGUUGUUGCUAGACCACAGAAUAUCUUUGAAUACAUUACAACUACAAACAAUUGGUGCAUUCCCAUCGAACUUAGUAACGUUGUAUUGGCCAGUAAUCAUUGCCAGGCAUAUUUCCUGAGCGUACUUUAUCUGGAACUGUGGGCCUGUUCCAUCAAACCGUAUUUGAUCCCACUAAACAUUUGUCGUAUAAAUCAUGGAUUUGUGCAUUCAUGUCCCGAGUUAUUGAAGAAUGCGGUUGGCAAGGAUUUGAUAACUUGGCUGCCGAAUCAUACUCCUUGCAGAAAUCUGUUUGCAGCCAUUCGUGAAGUUGUUGCUAGACCACAGAAUAUCUUUGAAUACAUUACAACUACAAACAAUUGGUGCAUUCCCAUCGAACUUAGUAACGUUGUAUUGGCCAGUAAUCAUUGCCAGGCAUAUUUCCUGAGCGUACUUUAUCUGGAACUGUGGGCCUGUUCCAUCAAACCGUAUUUGAUCCCACUAAACAUUUGUCGUAUAAAUCAUGGAUUUGUGCAUUCAUGUCCCGAGUUAUUGAAGAAUGCGGUUGGCAAGGAUUUGAUAACUUGGCUGCCGAAUCAUACUCCUUGCAGAAAUCUGUUUGCAGCCAUUCGUGAAGUUGUUGCUAGACCACAGAAUAUCUUUGAAUACAUUACAACUACAAACAAUUGGUGCAUUCCCAUCGAACUUAGUAACGUUGUAUUGGCCAGUAAUCAUUGCCAGGCAUAUUUCCUGAGCGUACUUUAUCUGGAACUGUGGGCCUGUUCCAUCAAACCGUAUUUGAUCCCACUAAACAUUUGUCGUAUAAAUCAUGGAUUUGUGCAUUCAUGUCCCGAGUUAUUGAAGAAUGCGGUUGGCAAGGAUUUGAUAACUUGGCUGCCGAAUCAUACUCCUUGCAGAAAUCUGUUUGCAGCCAUUCGUGAAGUUGUUGCUAGACAUAUUUUUAUGGUCAGUCUCUUCCUCUUCGAUGAAUCUAUAUUCGAUUUCGAGGAUCGGACACGUACUCACGCACCCCAUCAACUGGUCAUGCAAAUCGUCGCCGUUGCGCCUCUUGACUCUCAGCUCACCAGCUCCAACUCCAACUCAAACACCAUCUCCAUCUCCAUCUAUGGCUCUGUCUCUGACUCUGACUUUGCUCCUGCUUCAAUUUGCAGCCAAGCAUGA